Cygnus atratus (black swan) is the source of this 1755-nucleotide messenger RNA. It is a transcript of the gene SLC39A4, whose product is annotated as solute carrier family 39 member 4. The record is from RefSeq and is a predicted model, not a curated record. Bases 1 to 1755 code for a protein of 584 amino acids. Gene Ontology annotation, biological process: zinc ion import across plasma membrane; intracellular zinc ion homeostasis. Gene Ontology annotation, molecular function: zinc ion transmembrane transporter activity. Gene Ontology annotation, cellular component: membrane. NCBI's taxonomy places the organism in Eukaryota, Metazoa, Chordata, Aves, Anseriformes, Anatidae. The transcript is spliced from 12 exons.
AUGGCCACGCUGUUGACACCGCCGGUGCUGCCGGUGCUGGUCCUGCUGUGCAUUUCCGCGGCCGACGUCUUCGGGCUGCUGGGCAAGGCGGGCGCCGACGCGCGCCUGGAUGCGGCCGAGCUGCCCUGGCUGGGCGCCGCCGUGGUGCUGACGCUGCUCGACCCCGCUGCUGCCUGCGCCGCUGCCGCCGCCGGCACCUGGGCCGCCCGCGCCCACGCCCUGCACGACGCCUUCGCCAACGGCACCGACGGCAGCGGGGGGCCCGGCCUGCAGGAGGUGGCGGCGCUGCUGGAAGCUGUGCAGCUGCACUACCGCAGCGCUGGCACGCGGCAGCCCUGCCUGGACGCGGCGGCCGUGGUGGCCGAGAGCGCGGCGGCGGUGCCGGGGGUGGGCGCGGGCGCGCGGGUGCUGGCGUCCCUGGGCACCCAGCUCCUGCGCGGCCGCUGCCUGCGCGCGGCCCCCGCCCUGCCCGGCCCCGACUUCUUCCUCGACUUCAUCCUCGCCCGCUUCGGCAACGGCUCCCAGAGCCUCCCGCUGGAGGGUCUGACGGCGCUGAUGGAGGAGCUGGGGCUGGGCCACCACGACCACGACCACGACCACGACCACGACCACGGCGCCAGGGCCGCGCACCCCGAGCACCGCAGCAGCCUCGGGGCGCGCAGCCCCACGGCACUGCGCAGCGCCGCCAACGAGAGCCAGCAGUGGGAUGCGGUGUGCUUCAGCGCCCAGCAGCUGCUGCAGGCCCACGGGAUCGGGGACGCCGUGGAGGUCUCGCGCCAGGAGCUGCAGGAGCUCAGCCCCGCGCUCCUGCAGCAGGUCCUGAGCGGUGCCUGCAGCACUGAGGAGGAGGAGACCUCAGGAGGAGACCUCAGCGUGGCUGAGAAGUACCUCUACGGGUCGCUGGCCACCCUGGUGAUCUGCCUGGGCUCGCUGGUGGGCGCCGCGGUGCUGCUGUGCAGCCGCUGCCCCCGCGUGCACCACUACGUGCUGCAGCUGCUGCUGGCGCUGGCCGUCGGCACGCUGACCGGCGACGCGCUGCUGCACCUCCUGCCGCAGUUCCUGCAGCUGCACUCGCACGCGGCCGGGGUGCACACGCACGCGGCGGGGGCCGAGGCCACCUGGCAGCUGCUGGCGGUGCUGGGGGGGCUCUACGGCUUCUUCCUGCUCGAGUCCCUGCUCGGCCUCCUGGCGCCCGGCGGGCACGAGGUGGAGGAACCCCCCCUGAGCCAGAGCGAGCAGGAGCUGCAGAGACGGGGUGGGGGCACCAAAAGCAGCCGCGACCCAGAGCUGCGGGCGCUGCCGUGCAUGGUGACGCUGGGCGACGCGCUGCACAACCUGGCGGACGGGCUGGCGCUGGGCGCCGCCUUCGGCUCCUCCUGGCGAACCGGGCUGGGCACGGCGCUGGCGGUGCUGUGCCACGAGCUGCCCCACGAGCUGGGCGACUUCGCGGCGCUGCUGCACGCGGGGCUGAGCGUGCGCCGGGCGCUGGCGCUGAACGUGGCGAGCGCGCUGCCGGCCUUCCUGGGGCUCUACCUCGCGCUCGGCCUCGCCACCGGCGCCGCCUUCCAGGGCUGGAUCUUCACCGUCGCCACCGGCUUCUUCCUCUACGUCGCCCUCUGCGACAUGCUGCCGGCGAUGCUGCGGGUGCGGGACCCGCGGCCGUGGGUGCUGUUCGCGCUGCACAACGCGGGGCUGCUGGGCGGCUGGGGGCUGCUGCUGCUGCUGGCGCUCUACGAGGAGAGCAUCGCGCUCUGA